UCUGCGCAUGUGUUGUAAACAAACAUGGCGGCAAAUCAAAAUGAGAAAUAAGAAUUUUCUAAACAUUUAGCGUUUCCAGUGAUAAUACCACAUUUCCAAUAUUGACAGCCCAGUUUUUGAGAAGAAUUACAACAUGGCACAAUUGUGGCAGCAUCCAUAUGUAAAUGUCUUCAAGCAUUUUAAUGUUUCAUCAUGGAAGAAGGCCACAAAAGAAGGGAUGUCACCUCUUCAAUGGACAAGUCGGUGAAGUCAACAGUGUUGAAGAUUGUUGGAUCAAUUCCUGCUGGCAACUAUAUCCAGUUACCAAAGACAAGCUCUCAGUCCCUGGGCCUCACUGGACGAUACAUGUAUCUCCUCAUAAAACCAAUCCCGACAAAGUAUUUUGUUGUUCAUAUAGAUGUAGCUACACAGGAUAACCUCGUUGUAAGGAUUUCAUUCUCAAACUUGUUCAAGGAGUUUAAAUCAACUUCAACGUGGUUGCAGUUCCCGUUUGUAUGUAAAGCAACACGAGGAACUGUUCAUGCAGUUACUGCACUGACGGGUAAAGAAAACAGUGGUCCAGCCCCUCUGUCUACACGAUGGACAAUUCUUUGUCUGGACUUUCAGUACAUUCUAGCAAUGUAUCUCAAUAGAAAAUAUUCAUAUAUCAAAGGUGUACGCUUGUGUGCAAACAUGCUCGUGAAAAAUAUCUUUACCAGUGAUAUACAGUAUGAGCCAGGUAGGUCUUUCGUAAAAUUUUACUGAAUAAACU
Molecule: messenger RNA, 751 nt
Organism: Mercenaria mercenaria
Lineage: Eukaryota; Metazoa; Mollusca; Bivalvia; Venerida; Veneridae
Product: WD repeat-containing protein 90-like
Exons: 4
Coding region: 193-744 (183 amino acids)
Source: RefSeq, a predicted model, not a curated record